Messenger RNA from Diuraphis noxia (Russian wheat aphid), 545 nucleotides. Its product is annotated as NADH dehydrogenase [ubiquinone] 1 alpha subcomplex assembly factor 4. The record is from RefSeq and is a predicted model, not a curated record. Gene Ontology annotation, cellular component: mitochondrion. NCBI's taxonomy places the organism in Eukaryota, Metazoa, Arthropoda, Insecta, Hemiptera, Aphididae. Gene Ontology annotation, biological process: mitochondrial respiratory chain complex I assembly.
AAUCAWAAUAYCAAUUUAAAUUUCAAAAGCAGGAAAGUUUUUGGUGAAAUUAUUGAAAUAACUAAUAAUAUAGACAUUUAGUUUAAAAAAGUCAGAUUUACUUUUUAAGUGUUGUGCCAAAAAAGAACAGUUCGCAUUUUCUAUUUAGCGAGAUAAAUCUUGUACAAUAUUUCUUAAUUUGUUUAUUCUUGUUAGUUGUUGUAUGUUAUAGUUCAAAAUUCAUUGAACUACUUAUUAUGGGAGUAGCUGGAUCUCAUCUUAUGAAACGUAUACGAAGGUUUAACGUGGUUGAACGAACAGAACGAGUAAUUGACMAAGAUAAACCUGUACCAGCACCWUUGCAUAAAGCAGAUGCYGAGAGGCUGAAAUACCUUCUUGAAAAUGAUCCACAGCUGAAAGAAGAGCUAGUGAAUAAAAAUUCAACUCUAGGAAAGAAUUUACAAAGUGUUUAUGUUACAUCCAAAGGUGAUUUGCCUAAUGUAUAUCCCCAUUCAAAAACCAAGUUGCCACAAAAUCGAGCACAAGAAUUUAAUUCACCGUUUACA